Molecule: messenger RNA, 1701 nt
Organism: Fulvia fulva
Lineage: Eukaryota; Fungi; Ascomycota; Dothideomycetes; Mycosphaerellales; Mycosphaerellaceae
Product: Ribosomal RNA-processing protein 14
Exons: 2
Coding region: 1-1701 (566 amino acids)
Biological process (GO): ribosomal small subunit biogenesis; ribosomal large subunit biogenesis
Cellular component (GO): nucleolus
Molecular function (GO): RNA binding; DNA binding
Source: RefSeq, a predicted model, not a curated record
AUGGCUGAAAAGGAGACAGACCCGCUCGAUGGUCUCGAGGAGCGCCUGCAAAGCCAUGCCAAGGCCUUCGAAUCGCUACUCGCAUUAACACCAGCACGUGAACACUACGGCAGCCAGAUAGACGACGGCCUGGAUCCGAGCGAACAAUGGAACCGCAAGAAGCAGACCAAAGAGCAGAAAAAAGCUGCGAAGAAAGCCAAGCUCGACCCUGCGAACCAAAAGACCGCCUUAGACGUCAUGAAGGACCGCGAAAAGAAGCGAAAGCGCGAGCUGCGUAUGGACGACGAGGAGCAUGCUGAGCAAGCUGAGGCGGACGAAACGACGAAGACCAACAAAAGGCAGAAGAAAGAGCUGAGCGCAGAGGACGAAGAGGCGAAGCGAAAGGCAUAUGUCGAGAAGCGGAAAGAGAAGCGCGAGAAGCACAGAGAGAAGAAGUUGAAGAAGGCUGAGAAAGCUGAGGCGAAAAAGGCCGCAAAACACGAUCGGGAUCGGGCAGAAGCAGCGUUGGAGAAUGAAGCAACUGCUGGCGCGGAAUCUGAAGACGACGACGACGAUGAUGCACCACUGGAGCAGAUGGAUGCCUCUGAGCUUGGCAAGGUCGACUUCUCCGGUCUAGCAGCCUCAGACGACGAGGAGAACGACGACGGGCAGGGAGACGCCGCCGAAGCCUCAUCUGCGCCGACGAGUCCGCAGGUCGACAGCCCUGCAUUCGACAUUGCCACAAACCACUCUGAAGCAUCAUCCUCAUCAUCAAUAGUGCCGCCGUCCGAAGAGCCCAAAAAGGCUGCGCGAAGCACAUCGACAUCCAGCAAACCAGGACUGAAGCUCGACCUCUCCGAACAGUCAAAGCCUAUGCAAAAGCCUCUACCAAAGUUUGACGACAUUCCCUCCGGCACAUCAUCACCAAAACUUCAACUACCAGACAUCGAUCAAACACAACUCCAAGAACGACUGCGCAAGCGAAUAGACGAGCUUCGUGCACGGCGGAAAGCAGAUGGCGGUGAAGGCAAGCCGGCCAAGAGCAGACAAGAACUUCUCGAGCAACGGCGGAAGAAGGAGGAACAACGGAAGGCGCACAAGAAAGAGUUGCGACAAAAGGCUAAGGAAGAGGAGGCGCAGAAGCGGGAAGAACAACUUCGUGGAUCUGGCAGCCCACUGUCGACAGACAUCUUCAGCCGUGCGUCUCCGCGGCCGCAAGAGAACAACUUCAGCUUCAGCAGACUCGCGUUCGCUGAUGGUAGUGCUGCGGAUGCUUCGCUGAGUAAGGUGCGCGAUGCGAAGAAGCGUAAGGGACCACAAGACCCGAGGACCGCUCUGCAAGCAGCGGAGAAGAAGCAGGCACGGAUCAACAGCUUCGAUGAGGAGAAGAGGAAGGACAUUGCAGAGAAGGACAUGUGGCUCAACGCGAAGAAGCACGCGCAUGGAGAACGGGUAAGAGACGACACCAGUUUGCUGAAGAAGGCGUUGAAGCGCAAGGAGAAGCAGAAGGGCAAGUCAGCUGAGGAGUGGAGGGAGCGCCAAGACAACGUGGUGAAGGGCAAGGAGAUGAAGCAGAAGAAGCGGGAAGCCAACCUGGCGAAGAGGAGGGAUGACAAAGGCAGUAAGGGCAACAAGAAGAAGCCGUCAAGCGGGAAAGGUGGUGGUGGUGGUGGUGGUAAGAAGAAAGGUAGACCGGGCUUUGAAGGGCGGUUCAAGGCUUGA